CAACACGAGCCGUAUUUAGAACUCGGCCGCUGCCUGAGACGGUCACAGAGCAUCAGUGAAAACUGUCAGUGAUACUUCUCCCAAUAACAGCGUAAAACCUCGACUGUCCAAAGACUAACAUUUGAGGAAUUCUGCUUCACUGAGUAUAUUUUAAAAUCCUCGACGAAAGGAAAAGAUGUCAGGCAAAGAGCGGAUCGACGUUUUCCCUUCGAGAAUGGCUCAAACCAUCAUGAAGGCACGUCUGAAAGGAGCUCAGACUGGACGCAACUUGCUGAAGAAGAAGGCAGAUGCGCUGUCCAUGCGUUUCCGGCAGAUUCUGAGGAAAAUCAUCGAGACUAAGACGUUGAUGGGGGAGGUGAUGAGGGAAGCAGCCUUCUCCUUAGCUGAAGCCAAAUUUGCUGCUGGUGACUUUAGCACUACAGUCAUCCAGAAUGUGAACAAGGCCCAGGUGAAGGUCAGGGCAAAGAAGGACAAUGUCGCAGGUGUGACCCUGCCUGUGUUCGAGCACUACCAGGAAGGAGGAGACAGUUAUGAGCUGACGGGUUUAGCAAGAGGUGGAGAGCAGUUGUCCAGGCUGAAGAGGAACUAUGCUAAAGCUGUGGAGCUGCUGGUGGAGUUAGCCUCCCUGCAGACCUCCUUCGUCACCUUGGAUGAAGCCAUCAAGAUCACCAACCGUCGUGUGAAUGCCAUCGAGCACGUGAUUAUCCCGAGGAUCGAGCGAACCCUCACGUACAUCAUCACUGAGCUGGAUGAGAGAGAAAGAGAAGAGUUCUAUAGGUUGAAGAAGAUCCAGGAGAAGAAGAAGCAGCUGAGGGAGAGGACGGAGCUGGAAAUAGCGCAGCGCCUGGCCCAGCUCGGCCCCAUCAGCGAACCGGCCAACAUGGUCGAUAUGGAGAAAGACGAAGACCUGCUGUUCGAAUGAGCCUGGUUCAGGCUUCAACUCCCAGUACACACGUUAUUUAUUCUGCGUGCCUACCAGAUCAAGCACGAUAUAUUAUGUGAAAGGAAAGAAAUCACCAUUGUUUUGUGUAUAUGUUGGUGCUUAUUUUGUUUUCAGUUUUGCCUUUUUUGAAAGAAAAAAAAAAGCAUGUUCAUGUUAUCAGUAUCUAUAUAUUACAUAUAAAUAUAUGUACAUUGCUGGUUUACGCUGCUAGCAAUGACUGUGUUCUCUGUAAGGUUUACUGUCUCCGGUCUUGUUGAGUCUGUGUGAGUGAUUUAUCAUCGAUGACUGUAUGGGAUUACCUGAAAUACCAUUCCAAGUUCAUAGUAAGUUCAUGAUGUCAUACUGUACUGUAGUGCAACUUCGAAAGCCGAUGUGGUUGGUACUAUAAAGUGAGAUACUCUUCAGUGGAAGCUCAAGACCAUUGAUUAUGGUGGAAACCUUUAUGAUCCCUGUGUAUAGUUCUUCAUAAAGCUCAUUUCAACAGUGUCAUCUCACUAUUAAUCCACCGUUCGACACAUCAGAGUAUUUCCAGUGACCCCUGAUGUGCUGAAAUUCUUGUAUAAUCUCAACUGAUAUUGUCUGUGAAAUUCAUUUGGAAUAAAAAUUGUAGAUGUUCA
This is a messenger RNA of Ictalurus furcatus (blue catfish), 1560 nucleotides long. It is a transcript of the gene atp6v1d, whose product is annotated as ATPase H+ transporting V1 subunit D. Gene Ontology annotation, molecular function: proton-transporting ATPase activity, rotational mechanism. The record is from RefSeq and is a predicted model, not a curated record. The coding region runs from base 176 to 922 and encodes 248 amino acids. Gene Ontology annotation, cellular component: proton-transporting V-type ATPase complex. Lineage: Eukaryota; Metazoa; Chordata; Actinopteri; Siluriformes; Ictaluridae. The transcript has 9 exons.